Dendroctonus ponderosae (mountain pine beetle) is the source of this 3031-nucleotide messenger RNA. Its product is annotated as extracellular serine/threonine protein CG31145. Gene Ontology annotation, molecular function: protein serine/threonine kinase activity. Lineage: Eukaryota; Metazoa; Arthropoda; Insecta; Coleoptera; Curculionidae. The record is from RefSeq and is a predicted model, not a curated record. Gene Ontology annotation, cellular component: Golgi apparatus. Gene Ontology annotation, biological process: protein phosphorylation.
CUGGAUAGGCAAAUCGAACAAGGGCUGCAAUGGUGCAAUUCCGCAGCCUUGGUGCCAAUUUGUCAGGCCAACCCUACACUUCCCUACAACGAACAUCACCUGUGCAUUCGUCCCAUCGAAAUACGACCGGAAAAUUCCAUCAUCCUAGCGAGAAGAUACUCAAGAAAGCUCACCUACCACGACUCAGAGGAAAGCGAGUCCAAUAUAGAUGCCACUUAUAUUCAUGAUUACAACAGUCCGAUCCUCAGAAGAAAAAAUCCGCCGUCUUUAUCCAAGUCGAAGUCGGUUGACUGUCCGCACAAGACUGGAAAUACCAAUAGGUCAAUAGUGCAGACUACCAAAGUCACAUUCACGAAGUCUUCACCGAAUGUGAAUAAUAGCAGCCUGGAACAUAGAGGAGCGAGAGUGUCCAAGUUCUCGGCCAUUAUCAAGAAGCUAGACAAUAAAGCCGCAACUUUGCUGAAAGUGACUAAUAAGACUGUGGGACUAUGCAGCAAAAAUAGGGCUCCUAGUCGAAACUCUACUUAUAACAACAAUAAUAACAGUAUUUCGAUAAGUAAAUCUCUAUUAUCUCAGACCGGAGAUAAGGCGGUAUUCUCAAGUGCACUUAGUGAUAAUAGUAUUAGAGAGCCGCAUGUUUUCACUAAUAGCCCAACAAGCGAGUUAGUUCUAAGGAAACCUUUGUCGAACAACAACCCUGACAAUGUGACUAUCAACAGCCGAGAACAGCCAAGACAGAGAACUAACUACAGCCGGCCACCUGAAGAUUUGCUAAUAGCAAAUAAUGCUGAUGCGGAUUUGCCGAAUAAAAACAUCGUGACCGCGUUUAAAACCACUGACACUAAUAACGAAUCAAUCGCUGUGAUAUCUGCAAAUACGAACUUGGUGCAAUCGAAUGAACUAGACAGCAGAACCUCAGAAGUGCUUCAGAAUCCACCAGCUGCAAAAGACAAUUUCAAUUUUCGCAAAAUGUUGCUGAGCGGCUUAAGAAUGAAAGAACGAUUUGUGUUGUGCGCGAGUGUUAUUGCCGUGUUAUUCACGUUGAUGUUAAUAAUGGAUAUUCAGAUGGACUUGGGCCUGUCCAGGAAACAUCUGGUUCCUUCCCAUGGACGAAUUAAAACCGUCAUCAACGAAGAGGGUCCGGAAGCGGCAUAUCACAGUUUCAAAAAUCGCCUCUUGCAGAAAACUCACAGUGGCAUCAGCAUGAAUAUUUCGAAGGAAAACUUGCCCAAUGAAACCGCUCUUCUUCGAGGUGAGGCUGGACGGCAAUCGGGUGCUGAUCAGAUGCAGAAUCAGGUUUCGAACAAGGAACAAGAAGAUGAUUUCAGUGAUCUUUUGGACUAUUUGAUGCUGGAUACGUACGAAAGGGGCAAGUUUAGAGCGGAUUUGUCGCGGAUUAAUCCGGUGGUGGCCGCUGAGGAGACGAAAUCGAAGAAUCCGACCAUUGGAGAGCUGAAGAAUAUCAAUCUUGAGAAAAAUGCAACCACAUUGGAAAAGUUCCACAUGCAAAUAUCCCAACAUGAGCUCUACUCGAAAGAUUGUCCGCUGGUUGAUGAACUUUUGAGGCAGAUGCAAACCGAAACUGUGCUGCAUGUUGCUCAGAAAUCCGGAGGAACGCAGCUGAAGCUGGUCAUUGAUUACCCGAAUGAUUUGCAGGCGCUGUUCAAGCCGAUGAGAUUUCCACGUGAACAGCAGACCCUUCCAAAUCAUUUUUAUUUCACCGACUACGAGAGACACAACGCAGAGAUUGCCGCAUUCCAUUUGGACAGGUAUGGAGGCACCCAUGGCGACGUUCCUACCACAAAAGACGGAAAGCGCAAUGGGAAACCGAUCCGAAUUAUUGUCAGCUGGUGCGAGAAAUCCCGCCUUAUGAUCGACAUCGCCGACUGUUUGAUUUGAUGGACAUGUCCGUUUUCGAUUUCCUUAUCGGAAAUAUGGAUAGGCAUCACUACGAAACAUUCAGAUUGUUUGGCAACGAUACAUUCACGCUCCACCUGGACCACGGGCGCGGUUUCGGAAAACCCUUCCACGAUGAAAUAUCGAUAUUGGCCCCCUUGCUGCAAUGCUGCCUGAUUAGGCAAUCGACAUUGGAAAUUUUAAUAAAAUUUCACAAUGGCCCCGAAAAGUUGAGCGACGCAAUGAGGAAAAGCAUGUCCAAAGACCCGAUCGCCCCUAUUUUAUGGGAGCCCCAUUUGGUGGCGCUCGACAGGCGAGUCGACAUCAUUUUGAAAGGAAUCAGAGACUGUUUGCAAAAAGGGGAAGAUCCUCUAUUGGAUAGUAGCGAUAAAAUAGAGGACGCCUAGCACAGAUUGUAACAGUUUUAGUGAAUUGUUCAGUGUAAAAUACCCGUUCUGAUAGAUUUUUGGGGUACCAGAAGGAGUUUUCCAUCAUUUAUCAAAUACUUCGUUUCCACGUGGAAAGAUGACAUGGUAUUUGCUCAAGGCAUUGUCGCAGUUUAUUAAUAUCAAGGGCUUUCUUGAUUUUUCAAUGGAUCCUCUAUGGCUAAUCAACUGUCUUUCAAAAACAAAUUGAAAUUAUGAAAAUUGGUUAGCGGAAUAAAACAACAAAGAAAGCCGAUUUAAUGGGGCCCAACUGCUUGGAAAAGCACGCCAUAAUUAAUCAAACAUGUAAAAGGCGACUACAUCAAUGAGUGUUAAUAUUGAACACUAAAUUAAUUUUCAAUGGAAACGUAAUUCAGUUAUGAAUUAGCAAAGUUAUUCAUUGCAUUAGGUUACUAGUCUUUUUUAGGUUGGUGCUGCGUAUUAUUUAAUUGCGGUUUUAUUAGUAAGAUUAAUUAUUUAAGUAUUGAACAAUUUGUUGAUUAAUUGUUAAAUUGCAUUGGAAUAUUCUGUGCGCCCUAAACCCACAUAAAACUGUAAGUUCAGUUGAAAAUGAGCAAAACACUUCGAAUCCGCUGCUUUAUUAGAGCCCGCAUUAUCAUUUGUUGGGCGCCAAGAGUUUCCAAAUUAAACAUUUAAGAUAAAUAAGUAAUUUUGUUUACUCAACUUCAGUUUUAAAAAGUUGACUUCUC